This is a messenger RNA of Austrofundulus limnaeus, 2112 nucleotides long. RefSeq names its product importin subunit alpha-1. Gene Ontology annotation, cellular component: cytoplasm. The transcript has 11 exons. The record is from RefSeq and is a predicted model, not a curated record. NCBI's taxonomy places the organism in Eukaryota, Metazoa, Chordata, Actinopteri, Cyprinodontiformes, Rivulidae. The coding region runs from base 87 to 1625 and encodes 512 amino acids. Gene Ontology annotation, biological process: protein import into nucleus. Gene Ontology annotation, molecular function: nuclear import signal receptor activity; protein binding.
UUUUCAACAGUGUCGCGAAGAACUCGGAGACAAGGUUGUAAUGUUAGAGGAUUUGCUCGCGUUGAAGCCGGCAAACAACAGGAAGAAUGUCAGGUGACAACACUGACGUUCGACUCCACCAGUAUAAAAACAAUGGGAAGGAUACAGACGAAAUGAGGCGCAGGAGAGCCGAGGUAAACGUGGAGCUGAGGAAGACGAAGAGAGAGAACCAGAUCCUGAAGAAGAGAAACUUUCAACGCGACCCGGAAGCACCAAUAUCUCAUUGGUCUGUGGAGGACAUUGCAAAAGGUGUAAACAGUCAGGAUCUAGAUUGUCAGCUUCUAGCAGCACAGGCAGCCAGAAAGCUUCUCUCUGUGGAAAAGCAGCCGCCUAUCGAUGAUGUCAUUUCUGCCGGCCUCAUCCCAAAUCUUGUUAGUUUCCUGGCGGUGUUUGAAUUCCCUCCGAUACAGUUCGAGGCCGCUUGGGCUCUCACCAACAUUGCCUCUGGCACCUCAGAGCAGACCGGUGCUGUUGUGGAGGCAGGAGGCAUUCCAGCAUUUAUCAAACUGAUGACAUCGCCUCACCUGCACAUCAAUGAGCAAGCCAUCUGGGCGCUGGGGAACAUUGCCGGUGAUGGACCUUACUAUAGAGACUUGGUAAUAAAACAUGGUGGCCUUCAGUCUCUUUUAGCCUUGUUGGACCACACCCAGCUGUUUCUGUUUCAUCCUAACUUCAGGCGCAAUGCCACCUGGACACUGUCCAAACUGUGUCGGCACAAGAAUCCUCCCCCUCCCUUGGUGGUGGUGGAGCAGCUGCUUCCGGCCCUGGCGCAACUCCUGCAUCACGACGACAAGGAGGUUCUGGCCCACGCCUGCUGGGCCCUUUCUUAUUUGACGGACAGCACCAACGAGAGGAUAAAAGUGGUGGUUCAGGCUGGCCUGGUCCUUCCUCUUGUAGGGUGUCUGGCAUGUGAGGAGCUCUCCAUCUUGAUUCCUGCUCUGAGGUCAGUUGGCAACAUAGUGACGGGAACGGAUGAGCAGACCCAGUGUGUGCUCGCCGCAGGUGCACUGGCAAUGUUACCCGCUCUGCUGCGCCACCCUGACACCAACAUCCAGAAAGGAGCAGCCUGGAUGGUGUCCAACAUCACUGCCUGCAAAGAAAAGCAGAUUCAGGAAGUAAUUGAUGCAGGCCUGAUACCCAUCCUGGUGGAGCUCCUUCAGCAGGGUGAUUUCAAGACCCAGCUAGAAGUGGUGUGGGCCAUCAGCAACUACACCAGUAGUGGAUCAAAGGAACAAGUGGCCUACCUCGUCCACUGCAAUGUACUGGAGCCUCUGCUCAAUCUGCUGAAUGUCCAAGACAACAAGAUGAUUCUCAUCAUCCUGGAUGCAGUCUGCAAUAUUUUAAAGACGUCACAAAGCACCGGUGAGUCUGAAAAACUGUGUCUGAUGAUUGAAGAGCUGGGCGGUUUAGAGAAGAUUGAAGCACUACAGAGACAUGGAAACGAAGCUGUCUACAAGUCCUCCUUCAAAAUUAUUGACAGCUUCUUCUCUGAAAAGAAUGAAGAUGAUGAGUUUGUGCUUCCCGAGGCCCAUGCAGACUGUUAUGCCUUCCAAAUCCCUGAGAACCAAAGCACUUUCCACUUUUAAUGUUUGCUUUUAUUUUUGACAAAAAAAAUUCUUGGGGAUAUUUUAAAAACUCUUGUACAUACAUGACAGUUCAAAGACAAAGUUUUAUAGUAAUGUUUGUAUUUUUACUAUUGUAAUUUGUAAUAAUUUAUAUUUAAGUUUGUUUUUUCUCCCUUGACAUAAACAUAUUCACAACAGGGCACACUAUUGAUGGACAAAGAGGGAAGAACAGUAAAACAGAACAGGGUUUUAUCCAGUUCCCCACUAGAUGGUGCUAUGUUCCUUAUUUUUGCCUACGUAUUUGUGGGUUUUGCAAUAUCAUUUUCAGGAACUUUUUAUAAUAAGAUAUCUAUUUUCAUUGUUUUCAUUGUAUGUUAUUUUAUACUGUAACAUAGGUCAGAAAGAAGUAUGAGCAGAACUGUACCCUGAAUGUUAAUAUAAACAUUUAUUUUUUUAACGUAUGCACUAUUUUGUUGAAAAAAAAAAUAAAACGUGGCAAACAUUGCAA